Morchella importuna is the source of this 4041-nucleotide messenger RNA. RefSeq lists its product as uncharacterized. Gene Ontology annotation, molecular function: inositol hexakisphosphate kinase activity. The record is from RefSeq and is a predicted model, not a curated record. The transcript is spliced from 3 exons. Gene Ontology annotation, cellular component: cytoplasm; nucleus. Bases 1 to 4041 code for a protein of 1346 amino acids. Gene Ontology annotation, biological process: inositol phosphate biosynthetic process; phosphatidylinositol phosphate biosynthetic process. NCBI's taxonomy places the organism in Eukaryota, Fungi, Ascomycota, Pezizomycetes, Pezizales, Morchellaceae.
AUGCCAGUCCCGUUCCAUGACCCAUUACCUUUGAAGGAUUCCCGCCCUCCAUUCCACCCUCCUGUCCGCUCAAAGACUCUGCCGAUCUUUGGACCAUCGACAAACAGUGAAGGUGGCGUUGAAGAUCUAAGAGGGUUUAACGGAACACUCCCUACAUCACCGUCUCCAUCUACACCACAACCACAACCACACCAACAUACCUCAUCAUUACAUCCACCCGCAUCUACAGUAUCCUUUCAAACACUUUCGAACUCAGUUACUCCAAAUAUUCUGCCCAACAACGACAAUGGUUCACGAGCCGGUGAACCCCUUGUUGACGAUGAUACCCCCCGACCACAAUUCCGCCACUGGAGGCCUCAUUCUACAUCUUCGUUCCCUCCGCCACCACCCCAACGGGGUGGCUACACAAACGACUCAAAUAACGAUGAGCCAAAAGCAAUACUUCCACCAUAUAUAAGUCCCGCGGACAGUCCAGACCGUCCAUCUACCCCUCUCCCUGGUGCCAGUGGCCUGAGGGCUGUUCUGAGAGCUAACUCAACCGUUGAUAACACAAUUAAUUGGGAUGAGAAACUCAGAACUUCGAGCCCUGAAAACUAUUUGAAAGCCACAUCUCCUAUCAAGGAGGGCCAGGUCUCUAUAGAUUCCGAACUACAUAUCAGUUGUGAAGAUGACGUCGCAAAAGGGCCCAUCGAACGAUCCUCCUCUAUUUCUGCCGUCAUGGCCACUGAAAGCAAUUCUCGUAGUAGGAAAGCAACACAAAGACUUGGAUUGUUCAGAGAAAACGAGCAGGCCAUUGAAGAACGAGGGAGAGAAAAACAGCGUCGAGAGGAAAAGGAGCGAGAGAAGGAAAAGGAACGACAGGAGAAACAGCGAGCCAAGGAGGUCGAAAGAGAGGAAAGAAAGAAAGCGGCGGCAGUAGCCGAGGGAAAUGAGCAAAAUCCUUGUGUUGCUUUGGUUUCAGAAACUGAAGAAAAUGAAAGCAAAUUACCGCAAGAUUCUCUCUCUAAUUCUCUCUCAGUUACACAUACGAAAGACGAUAGAUAUUUUCCAUCAUCUUGUGAUGAGCUCUCCGUUCUUAAAGCUGUCCCUGGUGAUACGCCUUCUUCGGCAUCUCAUUUUGUGUCUCGCGCCCCAGAAGAUGUUACCUCAGUGGCUUCCAUCUAUAUCAAUAGAUCGGAACUUGAACCACCGCCCCAAUCAAACCAAAGGAUCAUUCCCAAUAUUCAUAACCCAACAAAUCUCGCCGUUAGCGCUUCCGAAUUCCCAACCUCAAACUUGGUUGAAGGUCAAUUAGGCUGUCACGAGCUGUCGGUUGAUGUUUCCAGAAAACAAACAGCAAAUGAUCGGGUUGACCAGGUGGAGGAUGAAGAUGAGGAUGAAGAGUCCGAUAAAGAUGAGAUAUCCUCAGCACUUUACUUUCCACAUCCGACGCCAUCAGUUCUUCCAGACCCUACCACAGCCCAAAAUAAAUCAGCCUCGGCAAUAGGCCUGCAUAGUCAACCGAUGCGGAAAGAUCCGUCUACUACCGAUGUUACACGAGAUGACAUCCUUCCACCUCCUGGUAAAACAGGGCCAGAAUUUGAUUUGUCUAUUCAGUCUGGAGAUGACGAGUUUCACUAUCACGCAGAGCGACGAAAUCGUGUAAAUCCUGACGAUGAUUACAGUAGUUAUCACUCUAAUAAUGAGGGUUAUUCAUCCGCAGCAUCCGGGUUUUCGGAGCUUUCAGAUAGUAAUGAUGAUUCGUCGGGAAACGAAAAUGGUCAAGAUGGAUCCGAAAUAGACACAACUCCAACUGCUACUCCCAUCGCCCGGAACCCGAAGCCGGAUCGUUCCCACGGUCAGUCUGCGAAUAAAUCACAUUCCAACGCGUUAGCCCAGACAACCCCCCAGGUACCGCUCGGUGCUGUGGAACUCAAACCUUACAAUCAUCAGGUCGGAGGUCAUACUGCAUUAUUCAGGUUUUCUCGGAGGGCUGUUUGUAAGAGCCUGAGCAACAAAGAAAACGAGUUUUAUGAGGCUGUGGAGAAGAGACAUCCAGAGUUAUUGGGAUUUUUGCCAAAGUAUAUUGGGGUAUUGAAUGUCACCUUCCGGAAAGCACCUAAGAAGAAAAAGAAGAAGGAGAUUGAGAAUAUCUCUGGAGAAGCGUCCACUGGGGCCGAGGCAGCCACCGUCCCCCCCGUUUCUAGUGACACUACUAAGACAAAAACUGCACCGGCGGAUUCCGAGUUUUCUAAAGAACCCAACUUCGUGUCAGCAUCAGAAAGCGGGCAAGGAAAUCCCUUGUUUCCUUUACCACAAGUAGUUUUUGAGAAUAACAGGCAUAUCAUUCCUGAGAACUUGUUCAGACUUUCUACCAGUGCUUCCUCCCACUCUUCCAAAUCAUCUGUAAAUAGCGAGAAAGAUUCUGGUAUUGGGAAUGGAGUAGUGCAUGGUAGCCUCGGCUCUGAGAAUGGUAGGACGGAGAUCAAUGGGACACAUACAGGAGAAGAUACUAGUCCAAAAAUCACUCCUAAAAGCCCUAGUUGGGGAGCCACCUCUGUAAAUCGCAAAUUACAGGAGCAAGUGUUAAGAGAGGUGUUUGGACCCCCGCCAGUACAUCACCAUCGUCCACAUUCCCGGUCACGUUCCCGAUCCCAUCACACUAAUCAUCACCAUCGACAUCAGCAUGAUGAAAAAUGUGCUGCAGGCGAAUCUUCGAGCUGUAGCAGAGGCUUCAGAAGAAGCAGCACCGACCUUUCUCACUCUUACGGCAAUACACCUGAAGAUCGACGCAUCAAAUUUCUUCGCGAUGAUGGUGACAGAAAGUACUCUUCUAGCGCCAAUGCUAAAGAAGUUUCGACAAGUGGGGCUACCGAGAAUAGUGGCUUAUUGGAGCGACCAGCAACUGCCUCCCCCGAUAUUUCUGCUUUUAGCGUUGAUCGCGGACUGAAAACUAAGCUGGCUAGAAGGCAGUCAAGCGGAAGUAUGCGCAGACGGACAAAGAAAAGGCCAUCUUUGAGUCCUCAUAACUUUGGCGCGGAGGAUGAUGGUUACGGAGGCGAUCGGGAAGAUGAGGUUUUCAAAAUGGAUGAGGACGAUAUCAUUCCAGGGAAAAAAUCAUGGGCAGAGAAAUGCAUGUCACGAAGGUCUUCUCCAACUACUGAGGUCCAAGCUGCUUCAGCCCAAGAACUGCCAACAACCUCCCUUCCUCCCCCUGCAAUCUCCCUAAGUCACACGCCAGAUAGCCCGUCACCGCCAUCGCUAACGUCGCCACCACCGCCACCACCUACGGAGCAUCCGACAGAGCGACCGGCGGAUCAGCCGGCAGAUCAGCCGACAGAACGCGUUGAGCACUUUCUUCUCCUCGAAGAUCUCACGGCAGGUAUGAAACGGCCGUGUGUUCUUGAUCUUAAGAUGGGAACUCGUCAAUAUGGGAUCGAAGCCAAUGAAAAGAAGCGCCAAUCUCAGGCCAAUAAAUGUGCACUCACUACCUCCCGAGACCUUGGAGUGAGGCUUUGCGGGAUGCAAGUCUGGAAUGCCAAAAGUAGUACUUACACCUUCGAAGAUAAGUACUUUGGGCGAGAUCUCAAGGCUGGACGUGAAUUUCAAAGUGCGCUUACCCGAUUUUUGCAUGACGGGAAGGCUGAGCAAUCUGUCCUGAGACAUAUCCCAACAAUUUUGGAAAAGCUCCACGCUUUGGAGGUUAUGAUCAAACGCUUGCCUGGGUAUAGAUUUUAUGCAAGUAGCUUACUCAUGCUGUAUGAUGGGAUGGAUCAUGAUCGACAGAUCGACCUGAAAAUUGUGGAUUUUGCAAACUGUGUGACAGCGGAAGAUCCUUUAUCACCUUUUGCGACUUGCCCACCAAAGGAUCGUACCGGUAUCGACAGAGGCUAUCUCAGAGGGUUGAGGACUUUGCAGAGAUAUAUCCAAAGUAUUUGGAGGGAUGCAAGAGGUGAAGAAUGGGUUGAAAGAGGAGAGGAGGGGCAUGGCGGAGGACACCAGCGAGACGAAAUAAGCUCAGGUUGGGAUAUGAUGGAAGAUCUAGGGGAGGUAUCUACAUGA